This is a messenger RNA of Homarus americanus (American lobster), 4265 nucleotides long. RefSeq names its product mitogen-activated protein kinase kinase kinase kinase 5-like (gene hppy). The record is from RefSeq and is a predicted model, not a curated record. The transcript is spliced from 24 exons. Gene Ontology annotation, molecular function: MAP kinase kinase kinase kinase activity; ATP binding. The coding region runs from base 183 to 3749 and encodes 1188 amino acids. Lineage: Eukaryota; Metazoa; Arthropoda; Malacostraca; Decapoda; Nephropidae. Gene Ontology annotation, biological process: protein phosphorylation.
GUCAAUGUUUGUAGAUUCAUUCCGUCGUUCCGUUCCUCUAUGCCGUUCCCCCCAGCGCUCCGUUCCUGAACAACGGAACAGUCAAUUGAACAAGGGAACUGUACAAGGUCGAGAGCAGAAAGCUUAAUAAGCCUUAAAGUAAGCUUGGUGGUCUCGUGUGCUGGUGGUGGGCGCGGUGUGGCAUGAUGGCGGGCGGCGGGGCGGCGGCAGCGGCCCUGUCAUCAGACAUAAGCCGCCGCAACCCACAGGACGAGUACGAGCUGAUACAACGGAUCGGCAGUGGCACCUAUGGCGAUGUUUACAAGGCAAAACGUCUCAUCACCAAUGAGUUUGCUGCAAUCAAAGUUAUCAAGUUAGAACCAGGGGAUGACUUUACAAUUAUACAGCAGGAGAUCUUGAUGAUGAAAGACUGUCGGCACCCAAACAUAGUGGCAUAUUUUGGGAGCUACCUCCGCCGGGACAAACUUUGGAUAUGUAUGGAAUUUUGUGGAGGCGGAUCAUUGCAAGAUAUUUACCACAUCAUUGGUCCACUACAAGAGCGCCAGAUAGGUUACAUGUGCCGAGAAACACUAAAAGGUUUGGAGUAUCUUCAUCACAAGGGCAAGAUGCACCGUGAUAUUAAGGGAGCCAACAUUUUAUUAACGGAGAAUGGGGACGUGAAGCUGGCAGACUUUGGGGUGUCGGCUCAGAUCACUGCCACAAUUAGCAAGAGGAAGUCCUUCAUUGGCACACCAUACUGGAUGGCUCCUGAGGUUGCAGCAGUAGAAAGGAAAGGUGGUUAUAAUCAGCUGUGUGAUAUUUGGGCUGUUGGAAUUACAGCCAUAGAGCUGGCAGAACUUCAGCCACCAAUGUUUGACCUGCAUCCUAUGAGAGCACUCUUUCUCAUGUCUAAAAGUGGUUUUAAACCUCCAACACUAAAAGACAAAUCCAAAUGGACACAGAAUUUUCACCAUUUUGUUAAGCUGGCCUUAACAAAAAACCCCAAGAGAAGACCAACAGCUGAUAAGUUGCUGCUGCAUCCUUUUGUUGCUGCUGAUCUUCCUCGGUGGCUGGCUGUGGAGCUCCUGCAGAAGGCCCACAAUCCUCAGCAUUCCUUCCCACCAGAGUUGGAGAUUGAUGAAGAAGGUGCCGUCACCAAUGUUCCUCAGAGAAUAACCUCAAGAACACCAACAAGACCUAAGCAGAGAACCAAGUCAGAGCUACACAUGGAGUCAGUGAACUUUGAACCCCCCCUAGUCACAGAGUUGAAUGCUGAGCCACCGCCUGCCAGGUACCCAGUCGCGGGACAGCCGUGGGACUCUGCUAUGGAAGAAGGAGAGGUGUCGCUGGAUAAUCAUGAUGUAGCAGAAUCUUGGAUGGAGAAUGAUCCUGAUAGUGAAGUUAAAACCAAUCUGACCUGGACCCAGUCACUGCCCAGCGCACGGAGGGGCAGAGGGGGGCUCAGGGACAUCGCCGCAAAUGGCCCUAAUGAAAACGGUGGCUAUCUGAGACUAGGUGCAGACAGCAGUGAUAGAGACUAUGCAAACUUACCCCCACUCAACUUGUCCCACCAUGCAGACACGACUUAUAUCAAUUCCUCAAAUUAUAUCCCUGGUUCCCCUCGAAAUUCUGAUUCCAAAAGGGCUGAUAGAGUUGUGGAGAUAGGUCAUGGAAACCUUCACACUAGUUACUCCCAUGACUAUUUCUUGAAUAAUCAUUACAGUCAGAGGGAGCAGGACAAUGAAUACUCUUACCUUGAUGGAAACAAUGGAUACUCUGUACCUGACCCUGAUAACAAUGACUACAUGACAACCUCAUUUAUCUUAAAGAAUGAUGAGGUCCCCUACCAUGAUCCCACUUGCACUGUUGCUGACUGUCAAAGACCAAGUUGCCUCAUACCAGACUAUUCAGAAGACACGACCAUACCCUAUCGUUCACUAACCUCACAUGACCAAUCUGACCAAGAGACUGAACGCCCAACUCGGUCCCGAUCCCGUUCCCGACACCACAAGCGACAUCGCCACCGGUCGAAGAGUGAUAUGGGCUCCUUGAAUGCCCCCCAACAAGCCCCCCCAUCAUUCCGUGAUGCCCAGGAAGCCCCUCCCACUACCGAGGGAGUGCCAGAUACCCUCAGACGGGAGAAACGUCCUCUCUCUGGCUCUGAUGUUCUGCGAAUGUCUCCAAGGAGCCUAUUGCAGUAUAUUGAUGAAGAGUUGCGAAUGAGGGGGCACAGCGAUCGUCUUUCUGACUUGGACGUGGACAUGACCUACUCCUCGCAAGCAACCUUACCGGUGGGUAUGGACGAAACCUCUCUCAGUGAAGCUAGUCAGGCCCUGGAUGAGGCCAAUCACAACAGCAGGUACAGCCAGUCAUCACCAGGUCGAGAGCGGGGACAUGCACGAAGACAUUCCAGUGCAGAUGCCCACCACGAGGAGGGAGAGGAGUUGACGGAUCGAACGGCCACGUUGACGUUAACAUCGGCGACGGCUCGAGCUCGUGCGCAGAGUGAUAGUCAGCACGACCGCAGGCGAGACGGAACCAAAGAAAAUGGGCAAGGAGAAGGCAGUGGUGGGGAGGAGGAUGGCAGCGGAACACCACCUGUUCCUCCACGGAGAAAAGACAAACGUAGACACAACACCCCUCCAAGACCACAGUCAAAUGGCCUUCCACCCACUCCCAAAGUCCAUAUGGGAGCUUGCUUCUCUAAGGUGUUCAAUGGGUGUCCGCUACAUAUACAUUGUACAGCUUCUUGGAUACACCCAGACACCCGCGACCAACACAUACUCAUAGGAGCAGAAGAAGGAAUAUAUACUUUAAACCUCAAUGAACUACAUGAAGCUGCCAUGGAGCAGCUCUUGCCUACCAGAACUACAUGGAUGUUUGUCAUCAAAGAUGUGUUAAUGUCAAUAUCAGGCAAGGGGCCAUACUUAUAUCGCCAUGAAUUGAUUGGACUCCACAAUCGGCAUCUGCACAAAUUUUCUUUACCCAUGAAUAAAAUUCCAGAAAAAUUUUUGCCAAGAAAAUAUACCAUCACCACCAAGGUUCCCGACACAAAAAGCACUCUACGAUGUUGUGUGGGACGUAACCCAUACAAUGGCUACAAGUACCUUUGUGGCGCCACCAACUCUUCUCUGUACCUGAUGCAGUGGUACGAUCCACUCAACAAGUUUAUGCUCCUUAAGCAAAGUGAGUGCUACCUACCCCAUCCCCUUAGAGUAUUUGAAAUGAUCAUAACGCCAGACUUAGAGUACCCGCUAAUGUGUGUAGAUGUUAACCGUAGCUACGGAUCAGAAGAUGUCCUUCGCCACAGCCUUAUCAACCUCAACACAGGAACCACUUGGACUCCAGAUGAUGAUGAUGAUAUGGAUGGAAUGGCAACUGUUGUUCCUAGACAUAAUCUUAAUGUCAAAAAUGUGACUCAAAUAGAAAAAGAUGCCAUUCUAGUCUGUUAUGAAAAUGUGGUAAGGGUAGUCAACUUACAAGGAAGAAUUAAAGAAAGGAAAAAACAAACAUCAGAACUUAAGUUUGAUUUCACCAUCGACUCAAUAGUGUGCUUAACCGAUAGUGUGUUAGCGUUUCACGAACACGGGAUGCAAGGUCGGAGCUUCAAGAACGGUGAAAUCACUCAAGAAAUCAUUGACAAUUCACGACUUUUCAGGUUAUUGGGCUCAGACAGCGUUGUCAUAGUGUCGAGCAGAAACACUGAAGUACGGGAUAGUGAACAAGGCGUCAACCUCUAUGUCCUUGCAGGACAUGAGAAUAGUUACUGAGGCUUCGCAAGAUCUGAUACUAAGGCUCCUAAACAUCUAUCUAAUUAUCACCCUGGAGAGCCGGCCAUCGUCAAUGUUAGAGUGUGAUAGUGGGACGCUGACCGAGGCCAACCAAGGAGUGAACCUCUAUAUUCUGGCUGGCCAUGAGUCUAGUAUGUACUAGUACUAGACAUCAGAAAUAUGAAGUGCUAAGCAAAGGACUAUGUCUAGAAGAAGAAUGGAGUUAGUCCAAGUGUGAGGUAACAUGAUUCUGAUCAUGAUACAAAGAUACUGAGUGCUGAUGUACCAAGUACUAUACUGCUCAUAAAACUGAAAUUUGGCAAAAACCUUGAUCAAGGUUUAAUCCCUAUUACAGUGUACUGGUAAAAGAAAUUGAAGUGAUAGUUUCUAAGACAUAUUCAGAUUGGAGGAGACUUUAGUGCUGUGUUUGCCUUAGAUAAUCCUCAUAGAGGUGGAUGCAGAGAAACUGUACUUCUUGGUCAUAAGUAUCAUGUGAAUGACUUUUUUUUUCAUUAA